AUGGGAAGCCUUUGCCUGCUUUUGGUGAUCUUUCAACUUUCAUGGAGUUUGUCUUCCUCUGUUGCUCCUCCAUCCUCUUAUUUAUGUCUCCCAAAUGAAAGAGAUGCUUUGCUCCAUUUUAAAACCACCAUUUCUGUUUAUUGUUAUCGGGAUUCUUACCCCAGGAUAGACAUAGAGUCAUGGAACAAAAACAUUGAUUGUUGUUCAUGGGAGGGAGUGAAAUGCGACAACAUGACUGGUCAUGUAAUCGGCAUCCAUCUUAGUCACAGUUGCCUUGAUGGUUCUCUCUUUGCAAACAACAACCUCUUUCAACUUCAAAACCUCCAAUGGCUUGACUUGAGCUCCAACAAACUCGGAGGCUCUCUGCUUGAGAACACUAGCAGCUUGUUUCACUUUCAUGGACUCCGACGACUCAACCUUGCUUACAACGCUUUCGAUGGUGCUAUCUCAACAGAGUUAUUUAGCCAGUUGUGUCUUUCAAGUUUGGUUUCACUUGGUCUCUCUGGUGGUGUUGAACAAUAUUUGAGAUUUGAUGGCCAAGGUUUUGACAUGCUUGCAAGAAACUUGACCAAAUUAAGAAACCUUGUGCUUGACACUGUAGAGAUGUCUGAUGUUGAACUCAAUUCCUUUUUAAACUUGUCUUCACCACUUGAACAUUUGAGUCUCAGUGGGUGUAAAUUACAUGGGGAAUUCCCAACUCAAGCUUUUCAGCUUCCAAACCUCAAAGUUUUAGAUUUAAGCUGGAAUGAGAAUCUCACAGGUUAUCUCCCUAACACAAACUGGAGUAGGGGCCUUGAGUUGUUGGACCUUUCCUAUUGUGCUUUUAGGGGGUCAAUUUCAGCAUCAUUUGGAAAUCUCACUCAAAUAAUUUCCGUUGAUUUACAUGAAAAUUCGAUUGAAGGACAGAUUCCAGAUGUUUUUGGAAACCUUAGAAAAUUAACUUAUUUGAGGUUUUCUUCAUGCAAUUUGAGUGGUCCACUUCCAAUAACUAUCUUCAACCUCACAAAAAUUACCCAUUUGGAUUUGUCAAAUAAUCACUUGGAAGGUCCCUUUCCAAAUCAUGUUAGUGAGCUUCAAUUUGUAGAGGAACUUCUGUUAGUUAAUAACUCUAUAAGUGGUGGAGUACCAUCUUGGCUGUUCACUCUACCAUCUCUUCUACAGUUGGACCUCAGUUACAACAAACUAGUUGGUCCGAUUGAUCGAAUUCAGAAGCUUAGUUCCAUUCAAGAGGUUGAUUUGAGUUAUAACAACAUUGGUGGUUCAAUACCAGAUUUCAAUUUUGAUCUUGUGAAGCUUACUUAUCUUGAUUUGUCAUCAAACAACUUGAGUGGUCCAAUACCAGAUUCCAUUUUUGAUCUUGUGAACCUUACUUCACUUUAUUUGUCAUCAAACAACUUGAAUGGUGUGAUCAAGUCAGAUAUGCUUUCAAAACUCACGAGUCUUAUAGUUCUUGAUGUUUCAAGUAAUAGUUUAAUAUCAUUAAGCACAAUAAUCAGAAAUGUUGUGAACUAUUCUUUCCCCCAGCUUACAGAUGUGAACUUCUCUGGUUGUAGCGUAAGGCAGUUCCCGAAUUUCUUUCAAACAUCGCAGUUGAGCAAUUUAGAUCUUUCCAAAAACAUGAUUUCCGGUGGAAUUUCCAAAUGGGAAGCUGAAGGGUGGGAAUUAUUGCAUUCGUUGGACCUUUCUCAUAACUGUUUGACUGCUUUGGAGCAAAUUCCAGGAAACAAUUUGGCAUAUCUCAACCUUCAUUCCAACUUGCUUCAAGGACCAAUUCCUCAAAUUCCAAUUUUAAUGAAGUUGUCAGUGAUAAUCUUUUCAAAGAAUAAAUUGACCGGAAACAUCCCUUCUUCUAUUUGCAAUUUGAGUCUGCUUCGUGUUCUGGACUUGUCCGAAAACAGCUUGACUGGAACUAUUCCUGAUUGCCUUGGAAAUUUCAGAAGUCUUCAGCUCUUGGAUUUGCAAGGUAUGGGUGUGUCAGACGCGUGGAGGGAGCAUGUGCCGGUGGUGGUGCGCGAGGUGGCCACUGGUUGGCCGAGUGUGCGGCUGAAGCUUGGGGCGAGGGCUGCUGCUAUUUUCUCUUCUCUGCAGAGGGCUAGGAUUUGGACUUUAGGAAAUGAGUUCACUGGCACAUUGCCCACAAAACUCUUCUGA
This is a messenger RNA of Gossypium arboreum, 2151 nucleotides long. Its product is annotated as receptor-like protein 9DC3. The transcript is spliced from 4 exons. The coding region runs from base 1 to 2151 and encodes 716 amino acids. The record is from RefSeq and is a predicted model, not a curated record. Gene Ontology annotation, molecular function: protein binding. NCBI's taxonomy places the organism in Eukaryota, Viridiplantae, Streptophyta, Magnoliopsida, Malvales, Malvaceae.